This is a messenger RNA of Vanderwaltozyma polyspora DSM 70294, 546 nucleotides long. It is a transcript of the gene ARF3, whose product is annotated as Arf family GTPase ARF3. Gene Ontology annotation, cellular component: cytoplasm. The record is from RefSeq and is a predicted model, not a curated record. NCBI's taxonomy places the organism in Eukaryota, Fungi, Ascomycota, Saccharomycetes, Saccharomycetales, Saccharomycetaceae. The transcript has a single exon. Gene Ontology annotation, biological process: intracellular protein transport; vesicle-mediated transport. Gene Ontology annotation, molecular function: GTPase activity; GTP binding. Bases 1 to 546 code for a protein of 181 amino acids.
AUGGGUAAUUCAGUAUCAAAGGCAUUGGGGAAACUAUUUGGUUCUCGUGAAAUGAAAAUUUUAAUGUUAGGACUGGAUAAUGCAGGUAAAACUACAAUUUUAUAUAAGUUAAAAUUAAAUAAAAUUAAAACUUCUGCACCAACUGUAGGUUUUAACGUUGAAACUGUGUCAUAUAAAAAUGUUAAGUUUAAUAUGUGGGAUGUAGGUGGACAAGAAAGAUUAAGACCAUUAUGGAGACAUUAUUUCCCUGCAACGACAGCAUUGAUUUUUGUAAUAGAUUCACAUGACAAAGAUAGAUUAAAUGAAGCAAAAGAAGAACUGUACAGUAUUAUAAGUGAAAAGGAAAUGGAAAAUGUUGUACUAUUAGUCUGGGCUAAUAAACAAGAUUUAAAGGGUGCAUUGAAACCACAAGAAGUUUCAGAUUUCUUACAAUUAGGCAAUAAUUUAAAAAAUCAAUUAUGGUGUGUUGUAGGUAGUAAUGCAUUGACAGGACAAGGUUUAGUGGAAGGUUUGUCUUGGAUUUCUAAUAAUACUGCCAAAAAAUAA